This is a messenger RNA of Fusarium mangiferae, 198 nucleotides long. RefSeq lists its product as uncharacterized. The transcript has a single exon. Bases 1 to 198 code for a protein of 65 amino acids. The record is from RefSeq and is a predicted model, not a curated record. Lineage: Eukaryota; Fungi; Ascomycota; Sordariomycetes; Hypocreales; Nectriaceae.
AUGAAGUUUUCUACUCUCUUCCUCACAAUUGCCUCGGUGGCUACUGCCAUGGCUGCUGCUCUUCCCGAGCCCGAAGUCGAGAUCCCAGGCAAGCUUGUGUCUCGCGAUGAGUUCGAACUUGCUAUUCGUCAGGCGGGAUGCUCUGCUUGCAUUCAAGGCAUUCGAUGCUGUAACGGCUCUUGCAUCCGUGGAUGUUAA